AUGUUGACCAAUUGCCUGUGGCACAGCAAUCGCUGGAAAUCCCACAAAUACCGCCCGACGGCCUGCCUCGUCUUUGGUGGCAAUGUUUAUCCGGUUUUGGUGGAUGGUGCGCCCAUGCAGGCACCCGCCGGUGCUCAACAGGCUGCUGCUGCCGCCCAGCAAGGCCAAUCCAUGGCCCAGCAACCAGUCAGCGCGCCAGGACAGAAGCAGCAGCGACCACGACAGCGGCAACAAUGCCAGCCGCCACGGAACUCCGAGCCCGGUGGUUUUCCACUGCAACGCACUGCACCCAACAUUCCUACAUGCAACAACAGGGGGCAGCAGCAGCAGCAGCAACAGUUCCAGCAGCAGCAUCAACUCCAAUCAGCCAUGGGCGUCCAUUACAACUACGGAUACAUGACCAAUGGCAGCGAUAUAGAGGGCUGGAGCGGGUACGUCAUGAUGUCGCCAACGGAUGCAAAUAAUCCGUACUCAUUUGGCUGGAGCGCCACGGACUGGUGCUGUCAGAGAGUGUGACAUAUUCGGUGGCCAAAAGUUGGAAUA
Messenger RNA from Drosophila subobscura, 543 nucleotides. RefSeq names its product ecdysone-induced protein 74EF. NCBI's taxonomy places the organism in Eukaryota, Metazoa, Arthropoda, Insecta, Diptera, Drosophilidae. The transcript has 3 exons. The record is from RefSeq and is a predicted model, not a curated record. Bases 1 to 516 code for a protein of 171 amino acids.